UAUGACCCCAAUUCCUUUCUGUCACAUCAAUGGAAAAUCAGUCAAUAACCACAUAAAAAGACAAACAAAUCUCUCUCUCUCUCUCCUCUCCGCUCUCAUGUGCCUUCUGCCGCUGAUCUCUGUUUCCCAAUCGUCCUCGUCUACUGUUCCAUCAUCAAAUCUCGUUUUUCAUUUUCAUUUUCAUUUUCAUUUGGAGCUGUAUUCAUUACGAUUCAACUGAAUCAUCAUACAUGGUUGGAGCUUGAUUCAAUACGAUUCAGUAGCAGCCAUGGAGCUCAAGAAAGAAAAACUCGUUAGGUUUUGUAACGAUGGAAAGCUAUAUCCCGAGAAUUCAUGGGAAAACAAAGAGAAUACUACUAAUACCAAUACUAAUAAUCGCCGCCAUGAGAAACGGUUACCACUCCACAAAGCUGCUUCAGCCGCACCGCCGUUACUGAAGCCCGAUGGAACCGGAAAUGGCGUCGGAGGUGUUAAGAUUUCUUCAUGGAAGAGGAAUAUAAUAAUAAUUAUUGAUCCAGGAAGUGAAAUUUCAUUGAUGUGGAAUAGGAUCUUCUUAUUUUCAUGUUUGAUGGCUCUUUUCGUUGAUCCUUUGUUUUUCUAUCUUCCUUCUGUGUUCAUUACCGAUAAUUCUUCUUGUAUGUCGACUGAUUUGAAUCUAGGAAUUACUGUCACCUGCUUAAGAACAUUUGCCGAUCUAUUCUAUCUUUUACAUGUAAUUAUAAAGUUCAGAACAGCUUAUGUUUCACCACAGACAAGGGUUUUUGGUAGAGGUGAACUUGUUAUGGAUCCGAAGAAGAUUGCGGAUAGGUAUUUGAAAUCCGAUUUCUUCAUCGAUGCAAUUGCCAUGCUUCCUCUUCCUCAGAUUGUUAUAUGGUUCAUCCUACCGGCAAUUAGAAGCUCCCAUGCGGAUCACACGAACAAUACGAUCGUGCUGAUUGUCUUUCUACAAUACAUUCCGAGAUUAUAUCUUAUUUUUCCGUUAAGUUCUCAGAUAAUCAAAUCUGCAGGACUAGUUACAAAAACUGCUUGGGCUGGUGCUGUUUAUAAUCUCCUACUUUACAUGCUAGCUAGCCAUAUCUUAGGUGCAUCAUGGUACUUAUUGUCAAUGGAGAGGCACGCCACCUGCUGGAAAUCGGUUUGUAAACAAGAACUUGAUCCUGUCAAAUGCAAUCUGCGUUUCUUGGAUUGUGGAAGUUUGAAUCAUCAAGACAGGAUGAUAUGGGCUAACAACACUGGUGUGUUUACCAAGUGUGAUCCUGAUAACAGCAGUGAUAUUGGGUUCAAGUACGGGAUUUUUGGGGAUUUAGUGACAAAAAAUGUUGAGACUUCAAAAUUUCUCGAGAAAUACUUCUAUUGCCUAUGGUGGGGACUACAAAAUUUAAGUUCAUACGGGCAGAAUUUGAGUACUAGCACAUUUAUAGGCGAAACAUUAUUCGCCAUACUUAUUGCUAUUUUGGGCCUGGUUUUGUUCGCCCAUUUGAUUGGAAAUAUGCAGACAUACUUACAAUCUAUGACAGUUAGGCUUGAAGAGUGGAGGCUUAAGCGAAGAGACACCGAGAAGUGGAUGAGACACAGACAACUCCCUCGGGAUCUACAAGAACGCGUUCGACGUUUUAUUCAAUACAAGUGGCUGGCUACUAGAGGAGUCGACGAAGAAUCUAUUUUACAUUCCUUGCCUACAGAUUUACGUCGAGACAUUCAACGCCACCUUUGUUUGGACCUUGUGAGACGGGUUCCAUUUUUCUCGGAAAUGGACGAUCAACUUCUCGACGCCAUCUGCGAGCGAUUAUCAUCAUCACUAAGUACACAAGGCACAUAUAUAGUCCGAGAAGACGAUCCAGUAACUGCAAUGCAAUUCAUCAUCAGAGGAAAGUUAGAAAGUUCAACAACAAACGGAGGACGGACUGGUUUCUUCAACUCAAUAACCUUAAGCCCCGGAGAUUUCUGUGGGGAAGAAUUACUCUCAUGGGCUUUACAUCCAAAAUCAAGUUUAAACUUACCAUCAUCCACAAGAACAGUAAAAGCACUAGUGGAAGUUGAAUCAUUUGCAUUACGAGCGGAAGAUUUAAAAUUCGUAGCGAAUCAAUUUAGAAGACUUCAUAGUAAAAAGUUACAACAUACUUUUCGGUUUUACUCUCAUCAUUGGAGGACAUGGGGAACUUGUUUCAUUCAAGCUGCUUGGAGAAGAUAUAAGAGGAGAAUGAUGGCUAAAGCUUUAAGCAUGAAAUUAGAGUCUUUUUCUUAUGAUAAUACACCACAAAAGGAAAUGACCAUGAAAAAUACUGAAGAAGAAGAAGAAACAAAGAAUAAGGCGACAAAGCAAAGUCUUGGAGUGACAAUAUUGGCUUCGAGAUUUGCGGCGAAUACAAGGAGAAGAGGAGCUUUGAAGAUUAAACAAGUUGGAUUGAUGAAUUUGCAGAAGCCUGAAGAACCUGAUUUUUCAGCUGAGCCAGAUGAAGAUGUUUAAGGUUUGCUUAGUAGAUGAAUUGUAAUAAUAUUAGGUGUGUUUGGAAUUAAGUCCUAGACAUUAUUAAAAGGGCUUGAUUCCAAUCAGGCCUACAUGUUUUGGAUUGUUUUCUAUAGAAAUAACUUCACUAUCUUUUGCAAUGAGAAUAAACUUGUUUAUCUAAAUAUAAUCAU
Molecule: messenger RNA, 2640 nt
Organism: Impatiens glandulifera
Lineage: Eukaryota; Viridiplantae; Streptophyta; Magnoliopsida; Ericales; Balsaminaceae
Product: cyclic nucleotide-gated ion channel 17-like
Exons: 7
Coding region: 269-2467 (732 amino acids)
Biological process (GO): transmembrane transport; potassium ion transport
Cellular component (GO): membrane
Molecular function (GO): voltage-gated potassium channel activity
Source: RefSeq, a predicted model, not a curated record